UGGCUGGACGUCACCGUCCGGUCGCCUUUCAAUCCCUCGCUGGCCAGCGCCGGCCGCACCCCUGGGGCCGCCGCCGCAUCUGGCGACCGGGCCAAGGAGGCGCGCUACGGCGACCAGGUGCACAGCAUCGCCGUCGAGGCGGGCGGCCUUCUCAGCGCCGGCGCCGCCGCGGCGCUUGCGGAGCUCGCGGCCGCCUCGCAGGCGCACGGCCGCCUGCAGCGCGACGGCCGCCGCGGCACCACGGCGCGGAGGCUCGCUAAGCGGCUCUGCAAUGUGGUGGUGCUGUGGGCGGCGGACGCCACCAUCGCCGCCCUCGGCUAUUAG
Molecule: messenger RNA, 324 nt
Organism: Prorocentrum cordatum
Lineage: Eukaryota; Dinophyceae; Prorocentrales; Prorocentraceae
Source: the annotation of a GenBank genome assembly